This is a messenger RNA of Baudoinia panamericana UAMH 10762, 852 nucleotides long. RefSeq lists its product as uncharacterized. The transcript has 2 exons. The record is from RefSeq and is a predicted model, not a curated record. Lineage: Eukaryota; Fungi; Ascomycota; Dothideomycetes; Mycosphaerellales; Teratosphaeriaceae. The annotation marks the transcript as partial.
AUGCUGAAGCGUGGUGGAUCUCCGGCGGACAGCGAGCGCUCUAAGAAGAAAGGUCGCAUCUUGACCGGCAAAGCAGCCAUCUCUAAGCCGAUUAGUACCGAUUACGACACUGACGAUGCCCGCAUUAUCACGCUCAAGGAGCAAGGGUUCUCGGAUGAGUAUGUGGCGGAUAAGCUUGUCGAGGAGAACCGCAUUCGCUAUGUUCCCAAAUCGAUUGGAGCUCGUUGGCUUCGCUUGCGUAAGUUAUUCGAGCAAGUUGAGAACGAAAGACUUGACGAUGAACUGAGCGACUGGCAUAUUGGCGAAGAUCACCAUCUGCACGAAUCUGUCAAGCAUGCCGAGAAAGAAUUCGAGCGUGAUCUGAAGAGACUCGAGGAUCGUAAGUGGGCGCAGAUCGCCAAGCUCCUCGAAGGGCGCCUCAAGCGUAAGAAGUACUCUGGCAAGGCCUGCCGUGAGCGCUUCGCGGGGCUUACGAAUGGUGACGCACUUCUCCCUAUUGAGCUAGAUCCAGAUCAGGAGGGCCGCGAGCGCAUGCGGGAGGAUCGUAUCGCAGCAGCAAAGGCUCUCCGUGCCCAGCACACUACUAAGGCUCAACUCACGGAGAUCGAGAAGCAGCGUCGUGCCAAAGAGAGGAAAGCCGAGGCGCAAGAGAAGGCGCGCAUAUCAAAGACCAAGGAGCGCGAGAGGAAGGCCGCUAAGUUGGCCAAGGAGCGUGUCAAGGUUGACAGGGCUGCAGCAAGGAUAGCAAUUCGUGAAGCUAAGAAAGCCGCAACAUCACAGUUUCGGCUCGAGGAGCAGUGGCAGACCGAUCGUCAGAAGGCUGAGCGCCAGAUCUAUGCCAAGCUGACCGGU